AUGAAUCCGUUAUUCGGUCCCAACCUCUUUCUCCUACAGCAGGAGCAGCAGGGCCUGACUGGGCCCCUGGGGGAUCCCCUGGGAGGCGACCACUUCACCGGGGGAGGGGACUUGCCCGCGGCACCACUUACCCCGGCUGGCCCCUCAGCCUACUCACCGCCAGGGCCAGGCCCGCCCGGCCCGGGCCCGGCGCCCCCUGCCGCCAUGGCACUCCGCAACGACCUGGGCUCCAACAUCAACGUGCUCAAGACCCUGAACCUCCGGUUCCGAUGCUUCCUGGCCAAGGUGCACGAGCUGGAGCGCCGGAACCAGCUGCUGGAGAAGCAGCUGCAGCAGGCGCUGGAGGAGGGUAAGCAGGGCCGUCGGGGCCUGACUCGCCGCGACCCCGUGCAAACCGGCUUCAUCAGCCCCAUCCGGCCCCUGGGUCUGCCCCUCAGCACCCGGCCGGCCGCCGUCUGUCCCCCGUCAGCGCGAGUGCUGGGCUCACCCGCGCGCUCACCAGCCGGUCCCCCGCCCUCUUCGGCCUGCCACUCAUCGCCCUCCACCUCCACCUCCACUGCCUUCUCCUCGUCGGCCCUCAUGCCUGGCACAAUCUGGUCCUUCUCACACGCCCGCCGCCUCGGGCCAGGACUGGAGCCCACGCUGGUGCAAGGGCCUGGCCUGUCGUGGGUACACCCUGAUGGGGUGGGCGUCCAGAUUCGACACCAUCACCCCGGAGAUCGCGCACUCUACAACGUUGCCAAAGUGAAGCGGGAGCGGGAUGAGUACAAGAGGAGGUGGGAAGAGGAAUACACGGUGCGGAUUCAGCUGCAGGAGCGAGUGAAUGAACUCCAGGAGGAAGCCCAAGAGGCUGAUGCCUGCCAAGAAGAACUAGCCAUGAAGGUGGAGCAGUUGAAAGCCGAGUUGGUCGUUUUCAAGGGGCUCAUGAGUAAUAAUCUGUCAGAACUGGACACCAAAAUCCAGGAAAAGGCCAUGAAGGUAGAUAUGGACAUCUGCCGCCGCAUUGACAUCACCGCCAAACUGUGUGACGUGGCUCAGCAGCGCAACUGUGAGGACAUGAUUCAGAUGUUCCAGAAGAAGCUGGUCCCAUCCAUGGGGGGGCGGAAGAGGGAGCGCACGGCUGCUGUCGAGGAGGACACCUCCCUGUUGGAGAGUGAUGGGCCCCGCCAGCCCGAUGGGGAUGAGGAGGAGAGCACAGCCCUCAGCAUCAACGAGGAGAUGCAGCGCAUGCUCAACCAGCUGAGGGAGUAUGAUUUUGAGGACGACUGUGACAGCCUGACUUGGGAGGAGACUGAGGAGACCCUGCUGCUGUGGGAGGAUUUCUCAGGCUAUGCCAUGGCAGCCGCAGAGGCCCAGGGAGAGCAACAGGAAGACAGCCUGGAGAAGGUGAUUAAAGAUACUGAGUCCUUGUUCAAAACCCGGGAAAAAGAAUAUCAGGAAACCAUUGACCAGAUAGAGCUGGAGCUGGCCACAGCAAAGAAUGACAUGAACCGGCACCUGCAUGAGUACAUGGAGAUGUGCAGCAUGAAGCGGGGCCUGGAUGUGCAGAUGGAGACCUGCCGCCGACUCAUCACUCAGUCUGGAGACCGAAAGUCUCCUGCUUUCACUGCGGUCCCGCUUAGCGACCCGCCGCCACCGCCAAGCGAGACUGAAGACUCCGAUCGCGAUGUCUCAUCUGAUAGCUCCAUGAGAUAGGGACCAACUCCACCUUCGCUUCCCUGCGGCCCCACCUUACUGGACGCUCACCCAGGCCCGAAGCUGGGGGUUCAUGGAGGGGUUGUACUACCACACCAAGCCUGGCCCUGGGGCCCGUGUUAUUCCUCCCUAUGUUCUUGGCCUCCCUAGAGUUCUGGAGUUUCUGGAGCUAGGCUUGGCCCUGCCCUUCCUGGGCGACUCCCACUGCAAAUGGGCUCUCCUGCCUUUAUGUGUGGUGUCUGCUACUUCCCCAUCUUUAAAAGGCUGACAAGAGUGCUCAUGGCCUUUUCACCAUUUCCAUUGUGUAAGGAAUGUGAAUGUGGGACCUCCAGCUCUGGGGUCUAGAGCCUGCUGUCUUUGGAUUUUGAACUGGUGCUAACUGGCCCAGGCACUGGUAUGAAGUGGAAUCUGCUAGAAGUUCCCUAAAGGAUUGUGUAACACAUGCAGCUGAAUAGCACUUCCCUUCCUGGUAUGGAUGGAGGUGGGAUUGGACAGGUACUGUUCUGCUGUCCACCUGCCAACUAAUGUAUGUGGCUGUAACCCUUCCCUCACAGAGGGAGGCAAGUACCAUGUGUUAAAGGGGACUUUAUGCCCUGGACUGGGUGAAUUACCCUGAAGGAAGAUAGCUUUUAUCUCCUGAUCACUGCUGAGUGACAGAAAAAAGGUGAAGCUGCUGUGUGUAUGUGCAAGGGUAUGUGCACACAUGCUCAGGGUGUUUUUCAAGCGUUGGCUUAAGAUGUGCCUCUUCCUGUCUCAUUCACCAAAACCAACAGGCUGAUGUGUCUGAUUUGGAAAAGCUUGAGAAGGGGGGAGAUUCAAUUCUGAAUACCUCAGGAGGCUGUGCUGAAAUUUGAAUGGAGUCUUUAAUAAUAAUCAAAGUGGAGAGUAUUGAGCACUUUUGUGUCACUGAUUCAAGCACUUUAACUAUAGAACCUUAACUGAGUUAUACGCUGUUUCUAUCAUCUCCAUUUCAAAGUGAGGCACAGGAACUGUUAAGUAACUUUUACAGAUGGAGCCUCCAACUGGCAGAGCCAGCUCAUCAACUCCCAGCCUGUGCUCUUACCCACAUGUCUAAGAAUAAGAAAUAAUCAUCACAUUCAACUCAUCUUUCCCAAAGCUAGAAGAGGUAGAACCUUGUUUUACAUUUACAUAUCACAUGUGCUUAAUUUUACCUAAAGACCUUAGCUGCUAGAUGCAGUCAUGGCCUUAUUUUGCAGUUUACACAUGAAGGUAUGAGUGGAAGAACUAGAAUUGCAUGCUGGGGCUCUCUAUGCAUUCUACUACACACUUCACAAGCCUGUCAAGGUCAUACAACUCCAUGACU
Molecule: messenger RNA, 3019 nt
Organism: Sciurus carolinensis (gray squirrel)
Lineage: Eukaryota; Metazoa; Chordata; Mammalia; Rodentia; Sciuridae
Gene: Iffo1
Product: intermediate filament family orphan 1
Source: RefSeq, a predicted model, not a curated record